GCCCCGAAGGAUAAUUUUGCAUUGCAAGGGAUAAAAUCUGAACAUAAAAAGGGUAAAGACAGUGAGCGAAGAAAUAGAACGUUGGGUUACAGAAGCAAAGAUGCAGGGAAGUGCAGCCGACGGAGAAGCGUUGGAUUUCGAGCCUGAGGACGAUGACUUGAUGGACGAGGACGGCGCUCCCGACGCCGACGCUUCUCCACCUCACCCCAAACUCAAAUCCGCCAUCACCGCCGCCGCCGCCGCCUCUUCUUCUCUCACCGCUCCCAAAAAGACCAAGGGUCGCGGUUUCCGUCAGGAAUCCGACGCAAACCGUAACAACCGCCUCUCCGGCUCCGAUUUCGACUCUCUCACCACCGAGGGUGGUCCCGGUCCUCAACGAUCCAUUGAAGGAUGGAUCGUUUUGGUCACCGGCGUGCAUGAGGAAGCGCAGGAGGACGAUUUGCAAAACACGUUCGGGGAAUACGGAGAGAUUAAGAACCUGCAUUUGAAUCUCGAUCGCCGCACUGGUUUUGUCAAGGGUUAUGCACUGAUUGAAUACGAACGCGCUGAGGAAGCUCGGAAUGCAAUAGAGAAUUUGAAUGGAUCUGAGCUUCUUACACAAACCAUUUAUGUUGACUGGGCUUUCAGUAGUGGACCUAUUAAUGAGUCACUCAGAAGAAAGAAUGCUAGGUAUGUCUCUACAUGUUUAAUGCUAGGUAAUUUGUUAUUUUCAACAUUAACAUUGCAUCCAGAUGCAGUAUUGGUCUGAGUUUUACUUCAUUUGUUUGGGUUGGUAAUUCCCAUUGUGAAAAUUUUUCCUGUAGCCAGUGUAAACUCCCGUCUUGAAAAGUUUGUGAGGCAAAAUAUCUUAACGGAAAUUAUAAUGGAUAUUAUAUGAUCUUCUCCUUGGUAAAUGGAUUAGAAAAUGAAAGUAAGGGUAUUUUCCUGGACUAUAAGUGGGUGAAAAACGAUUAGUAUUCCAUUUUUUAGUUGUUUAUUAUAGGCUUCCCCCUUUCAGCUGUGUUUAUAGCAGAUGCUAAGUUUCUUGCCCUUACGCCUUGACCACAUCACUAACUUUUAGCAUAUGAAUGUUUGUAACUUCCAACAUUUUGCAGACCACCUCGUGAACGGCGCUCCAGGAGCCCGCGUAGGAGAUAUUGACAUGGUAUGUAUUGAGUAAAUGACUGUUUCAUUGUGUGGACCCUUAAAUGAGCGGCUUGGUUUUCAUUACUAUAGCUGUGGAGGAUUUUUCCGAUGCUUGUACUCCCGUCAUACACAUUGGAUGCUGACGAUUCUUGUCUUAUACAUCCUUUGCUUUGUACUUGAAUGAUAUUAAUUUUUAGCUUAGUUUAUUAUGCUGUAUGGUGCUAUGGUCAUGCUUUUUCUUACAUGUAAUGAUAUUAUGAUGAACGUAGGAUCGUCUUUCGAUUGCAACUUGUUUGUGUUACAUAUUCAAGUGUGGCUUCAUGUUUCUUUUUCCUU
Messenger RNA from Abrus precatorius (Indian licorice), 1461 nucleotides. Its product is annotated as RNA-binding protein Y14. The transcript has 3 exons. The coding region runs from base 101 to 748 and encodes 215 amino acids. Gene Ontology annotation, biological process: RNA splicing. Gene Ontology annotation, cellular component: nucleus; exon-exon junction complex; cytoplasm. The record is from RefSeq and is a predicted model, not a curated record. NCBI's taxonomy places the organism in Eukaryota, Viridiplantae, Streptophyta, Magnoliopsida, Fabales, Fabaceae. Gene Ontology annotation, molecular function: mRNA binding.